AUGAACGGCCACACAGCCUCUCCUCUGGACUCACCUGUCUGCAGCAGCACGGAGCCAGCCCUCAUCCCCCCAGCCACGAAGACUGUGCCAGGAGCAGAGCCCCGGGCUGUGGCGGAGCAUGCCAGGAGCAUUGCAGGGGUGUAUGUGGAGGCUUCCGGCCAGGUCCUGGGCGUCUAUGCCGCCAUGAAGCAGAACCUCUUGCCUGCUGGGCUGGGGCUGGCUCUGCUGGAGGCCCAGGCAGCUACCGGGGGCCUGGUGGAGCCCACCCAGGGCCGGCUGCUCACCGUGGCUGAGGCUCUGAGGCAGGGUCUGGUGGGCCUGGAGCUGAAGGAGAAGCUGCUAGUUGCUGAGCGUGCCGUCACUGGCUACCCUGACCCCUACGGAGGCGAGAAGCUGGCCCUGUUCCAGGCCAUUGGGAAGGAGGUGGUGGACCCUGCUCUGGGGAAGGGUUGGCUGCAGGCCCAACUGGCCACUGGGGGCCUGGUGGACCCCGUCCAGAGCAUCCGUGUAGUCCCAGAGCUGGCCUGCCAACAGGGCCUUCUGGACCAGGGCACGUGGCAGGGUCUGCUGUCGGGUAAGCCUGGCCAGGAGGCUCCAGGCUUCCUUGACCCCAACAGCCUGGAGCCGCUGCCCUACCCUGAGCUCCUGGGCAGGUGCGUGCGGGACUCCCGCUCAGGGCUGGCCCUGCUGCCCCUCAAGAUCACUUUCCGCACCCUGAGUGGGUCAGUGAGCCUGACUGAGCUUCUGGAGGCCGAAGUCAUAGAUGAGGAGAUAGCCCGGGGCCUGCAGGAGGGCAGGUUGACCGCAACAGAGGUGGGCAACCGAGCCGAGGUCCGGUGCUUCCUGCAGGGAUCUGGGGGCUUGGCAGGGGUUGUGCUGCUGCCUGCUGGCCAGAAGAAAAGCUUCUCCCAGGCAGUGGCUGAGCGCCUGCUCCCCACAGGUGCAGCUCUCUGGCUCCUGGAGGCCCAGGCGGCCACCUGUACACUGGUGGACCCGGCCAGCGGCCAGCGACUGAGUGUGGCGGAGGCCGUGCGAGCAGGCCUGGUUGGCCCAGAGCUCCACAGGCAGCUCCUGGUGGCAGAGGAGGCAGUGACUGGAUACCAUGACCCCUUCAGUGGCGCUCGUGUUCCGCUUUUUCAGGCCAUGAAGAAGGAGCUAGUGGCCAAGCCCCUGGCGCUGCGGCUUCUGGAUGCGCAGCUGGCCACGGGCGGUCUGAUGUGCCCUGACCGCAGGCUCCGGCUGCCCCUGAAGGCCGCCAUGCGCUUCGGCUGCCUGGAUGAGGAGACACGUGAGCUUCUCUCUCAGGCUUCCGGCUUUCUGGACCCCAGCACCCAAGAGAGCCUGAGCUACAGGCAGCUCCUGACCCACAGUGUCACUGACCCCGAGACGGGCCUGGCCUUCCUGCCCCUCUCAGGGGGGACCCUGGGAAAUGAGCCCCCGGGACCUCCAUUCAUUGAGCACAGCACCCGGCAGGCCUUGCUUUCAGCCAAGGCCACCAUCCCCGCAGGCAAGUUCCAGGGACAGUGUGUGUCACUCUGGGAGCUGCUCUUCUUUGAGGCCAUCCCAACGCCACAGAGGGCAGUGCUGGCCCAGCAAUACAAGGAAGGGAUUCUGUCCAUGGAGGGGCUGGCCACCACACUCAGGACCACCAUAGAACAGGCUGCUGCCACCACGAGAGUCACCUUCCCCGGACUGCGGGUGGCAGUGACCCCCAAAGAGCUGCUGCAGGCGGAGAUCAUUGGCCAAGACAUGUAUGAGCAGCUGGAACGUGGCCAGGCCACAGCACAGGACAUAGGCAGCCUGGACUCAGUGCACAGGUACCUGCAGGGCACGGGCUGCAUCGCUGGCCUGCUGUUACCUGGCUCCCAGGAGCGCCUCAGCAUCUAUGAGGCCCGCAAGAAGGGCAUCCUGCGGCCAGGAACUGCCCUUAUUCUGCUGGAGGCCCAGGCCGCCACCGGCUUCAUCAUCGACCCAAAAGCAAACAGGCGUUUCUCUGUGGAUGAGGCGCUACGGGCAGGCGUGGUCGGGCCUGAUGUGUUCUCGAAGCUACUGUCAGCUGAGCGCGCCGUCACUGGCUAUACCGACCCCUACACCGGUGAGCAGAUCUCCCUCUUCCAGGCCAUGAAGAAGGAGCUGAUCGUGCACGACCACGGCAUCCGCCUGCUGGAGGCCCAGAUCGCCACGGGCGGCAUCGUGGACCCCGUGCACAGCCACCGCGUGCCCGUGGACGUGGCCUACCAGCGUGGCUACUUUGAUGAAGAGAUGAGCCGCGUGCUGGCGGACCCGGGCGACGACACCAAGGGCUUCUUCGACCCCAACACGCAUGAGAACCUCACAUACCUGCAGCUGCUGGAGCGCUGCGUGCAGGACCCUGACACGGGGCUGUUCCUGCUCCCUCUAGGUACUGCCCAGCCCCAGCUGGUGGACAGUGCUACCCGUCAGGCCUUCCAGAACCUGCUGGUGCAAGUGAAGCAUGGGCGGUUCCGGAACCAGCGGGUAUCCGCGUGGGAGCUGGUCAACUCAGAGUACUUUAGUGAGAGCCGACGCCGGCAGCUGCUGCAGAGUUUCCGGCGGCACCAGAUCUCACUACAACAGCUGGCACAGCAGCUGGAGAGAGAGAUGGGCAGGUGGGCGGACAUCAGGAUCCCUACACUGCGGGGCCAGGUCACUGUCUACCAGCUAUUAGAGGCCCACAUCAUCGACCAGGAGCUCCUGGAGCAGGUCCUGGCUGGGGCGGUCAGCCCCGAAGCCCUGAUGCACAAGGAGACUGUCCGCAGGUACCUGCGGGGAUUGGGUGCUGUGGCGGGGGUACUCCUGCAGCCCUCCAACCGGCAGCUUAACCUGUACCAGGCUAUGAAGCAGAAGGUUCUGGGUCCCAGUGUCGCCCUGGCACUCUUGGAGGCCCAGGCAGCCACCGGGGGUCUGCUGGACCCCCACAGUCCCAAUGGCCUGUCUGUGCAGGAGGCAGUGCGCAGGGAGCUGGUGGGGCCUGAACUGUAUGGCCAGCUGCAGUGGGCUGAAGAUGCCGUUACGGGACUCAGAGACCCCUUCUCAGAGAAGCAGGUGUCCCUGUUUCAGGCCAUGAAGAAGGGUCUUAUCCCCAAGGAGCAGGCUGCCCGCCUCCUGGAGGCCCAGGUGGCCACAGGCGGGGUCAUUGACCCUACUGGCCACCACCACCUCCCCACACCCCUGGCUAUCCAGAGGGGCUACAUUGACCCAGAGAUGGACGUGGCUCUGCGCAGCUCUGCUGAGACCUUCCCCACGCUGGAUGGUCGGGGUUAUACCAGCUACGCUCACCUCUUGCAACAGUGUGUGAGGGAUGAGACCUCGGGCCUGCAGCUCCUGCCUGUGUCAGAGGCCACACCCACACUGCCCACGGACCAGCAGGUGCAGGCCGCCCUGCAGGCCACACCAGCCGCUGAGGAUGGUACAUCGCUCUGGGAGCUGCUGAGCUCUGGACACUUCACUGAGGAGCAGCGCAGGGCAUUUCUGGAGGAGUUUAGGGUGGGCAAGAGCAGCGUGGAGCAGCUACAGGACACUGUGCGCAAGUGGGUACAGGCAGCAGAGCUCCUGGCACGGGCCCGUGUCACAGUGCCUGGCCCACGGGGCCCGGUGCCUGCUGUCUGGCUGCUGGAUGCUGGCAUCAUCACCCAGGACACUCUGGCAGGGCUGGCAGAGGGCAGGCAGGCCCCUGAGGAGGUUGCUGAGCUGCCCGAGGUGAAGGCGAGUCUGUUGGGCACGGGCUGCGUGGCAGGGGUGCUGCUACAGCCCUCGGGGACCAAAGUGACCAUCGCCCAGGCCAUAAGGAAUGGUCUCUUGCCCGAGGGCCUCGGCCGCAGACUGCUGGAGGCCCAGGUGGCAGCAGGUGCCCUUGUUAAUCCUCUGACCAACCAGAGGCUCUCUGUGGAAGGUGCAGUCAGGGCUGGCCUGGUGAGCGGACAGCUUGGCGAGCAGCUCCAGCAGACUGAGAGAGCUGUGUCUGGGUAUGUGGACCCUAUUUCAGGGGCCCCCCUCUCGCUGUGGCAGGCUGUGGAGAAGGGGCUUGUGUCCCGGAGCGAGGGCCUCCCCCUCCUGCAGGUGCAGCUGGCCACCGGGGGAGUGAUGGACCCCAUCCACGGGGUACGAUUGACCCAGGAGGCAGCCUGCAGACUUGGCUUCCUGGAUGGGCCCACGAGCCAGACUCUGACCUCGGGGAAAGAAGACAGCAAGUUCUUCUUCGACCCCAACACCCGGGACAUGCUGACGUACCAGCAGCUCAGGGAGCGUUGUGUCCUGGACAACACCACAGGUCUGAGACUGCUGUCGCUGGCGGAGGACACGGCCCUGGAGGUGGAUGAGCACACAGCAGUGGCGCUGAGGGCAAUGAAGGUGCCGGUCAGCGCAGGCCGGUUCCAGGGGCACAGUGUAUCUCUCUGGGACCUGCUGCACUCAGAGUAUGUGGCGCCCAGUAAGCGGCGGGAGCUGGCAGCGCUCUGCCAGUCAGGCAGGGCUACAGCGCUGCGGCAGGCUGGCAAUGCCCUCAUAGCCCUGGUGGAGGCAGCUGACAGCCACCCAGUGCAGACCACCUUCAAAGGCCUCCGGAAGCAGGUGUCAGCCCAUGACCUUUUUCAGUCUCAGCUGAUUGACAAGAAGACGCUAGACGAGCUGAGUCGAGGGAUGAAAACCGUGCAGGAGGUGACAGAGAUGGACAGUGUGAAGCGCUUCCUGGAGGGCUGCAAUUUCAUCGCUGGCGUCAUUGUGCAGAGCACCCAGGAGAAGAUGAGCAUCUCAGAGGCCCUGCAGAGGCACCUCCUGCGGCCGGGCACAGCCCUGGUGCUGCUGGAGGCCCAAGCCGCCACUGGUUUUCUCAUUGACCCUGUGCACAACCGCAGGCUCACCGUGCAGGAUGCCUUUGCCCAAGGGCUGUUUGGGAAGGAGACCUACCAGAAGCUGCUGUCGGCCGAGCGCGCCGUCACCGGCUACACUGACCCCUACACCGGCGAGCAGAUCUCCCUCUUCCAGGCCAUGAAGAAGGAGCUGAUUGUGCGUGACCAUGGCAUCCGCCUGCUGGAGGCCCAGAUCGCCACGGGCGGCAUCAUUGACCCCGUGCACAGCCACCGUGUGCCCGUGGACGUGGCCUACCAGCGCGGUUACUUCGACGAGGAGAUGAGCCGCGUGCUGGCGGACCCGGGCGACGACACCAAGGGCUUCUUCGACCCCAACACGCACGAGAACCUCACGUACCUGCAGCUGCUGGAGCGCUGUGUGCGCGACCCCGACACAGGGCUGUUCCUGCUGCAGGUGGUGAAGAAGGGAGAAGAAUACAUAUAUAUUGAUGACGCCACCAGGCAGGCGCUGCAGGCGGCACACACAACAGUCCAUGUGGGCAGGUUCGCCCAGCAGACAGUGUCCAUCUGGGAACUGCUGUCCUCUCCGUACUUCACCGAGGAGCGGAAGCGAGGGCUCGCUUGGGACUACAGAGCCCAGAGACUGAGCCUGGAGCAGCUGCUCGAGACCAUCGUGGCGACCAUAGAGGAAACAGAAAGGAAGAGCAGUGUCAUCAAGGUGGCAGGCACAGGUGGGGAGGUGACUGCUGCCCAGCUCUUCAACUCAGGGAUCAUCGAUAAGAAGGCCCUGGAUGCCCUGCAUGCGGGGACCAAUGAGCAGCAGGACCUCAGCCAGCAGGCCCAGGUGAAGACCUAUCUGGAAGGCAGCGGCUGCAUUGCUGGGGUGAUGGUCCCCUCCACCCAGGAGGUGUUAAGCUUCUGUGAGGCCUGCAGGAAAGGACUCAUCCCCGCAGGGCUGGCGGUCCAGAUGCUGGAGGCUCAGGCAGCCACAGGCUUCCUGCUGGACCCCCACAGCCAACAGAAACUGUCUGUGGAUGAGGCUGUGGCGAAGGGCCUGGUGGAUGAGGAGCUGCGAGAGAGACUCCUGAAUGCAGGAAAAGCGGCCCAGGGCUUUGAGGACCCAGCCACAGGAGACAGGCUUUCCCUGCUGCAGGCCAUGCAAAAGAAGCUGAUCAAGAGGGAGGAUGCACUCAGGCUGCUGGAGGUGCAGGUGGCCACGGGGGGUGCACUGGACCCCUGGAACCACCACCGGCUACCACUGGAUACGGCCUACAGACGUGGCUGUCUGAGCCAGGACACGUACAUGCUGGUGGCUGAUAAAAGACACAUGAAGAAACGCUUUCUAGACCCCAACACGCAGCAGAAGGUCACCUAUCAGGAGAUGCAAGAGAAGUGCCACCGGGAUGAGAAAACAGGAUGGAUACUGCUGCCACUCGACCCAGGGGCGGAGGACAGCAUGUACAUUGAUGAGGCGACCAGAAGGGCACUGGAGGCUGAGCAUGUGGAUGUGCAGGUGGGGAGGUACCGGGGCCAGAGGCCGUCUGUGUGGGAGCUGCUGAACUCAGAGUAUGUGACGGAGAAGGAAAAGAUUGAGCUGGUGAGGCAGUACAAAGAAGACACGAAAAACGCCCUAACAAAAGUGGUGCAGGUAAUAUAUACGAUGAUUGAAGACAGGGAGAAGAGGAACAAGACACCGUGGUUCCGAGGUCUCCGCAAGCAGGUCACCGCCGCAGAACUCUGCCAGUCAGGAAUCAUCUCCAAAGAUGUGCUCCAGGCACUGGACCAAGGCAGCUGUACGGUGCAGGAUGUACAGAAAGAGAAAGGAGUUCAACGCUACCUGGAGGGCGAGAGCUGCAUCGCGGGCGUGCUGGUGCCCUCCAGGGACCGGCCCGGGCAGCAGGAGAAGAUGAGCAUCUACCAGGCCAUGUGGAAGGGCGUCCUGCGGCCGGGCACGGCCCUGGUGCUGCUGGAGGCCCAGGCCGCCACCGGCUUCAUCAUCGACCCCGUGCACGACCGCCGGCUGUCGGUGGAGGAGGCCGUGGCCGCGGGCGUGGUGGGCGGCGAGAUCCGAGACAAGCUGCUGUCGGCCGAGCGCGCCGUCACCGGCUACACCGACCCCUACACCGGCGAGCAGAUCUCCCUCUUCCAGGCCAUGAAGAAGGAGCUGAUCGUGCACGACCACGGCAUCCGCCUGCUGGAGGCCCAGAUCGCCACGGGCGGCAUCGUGGACCCCGUGCACAGCCACCGCGUGCCCGUGGACGUGGCCUACCAACGCGGCUACUUCGACGAGGAGAUGAGCCGCGUGCUGGCGGACCCGGGCGACGACACCAAGGGCUUCUUCGACCCCAACACGCACGAGAACCUCACGUACCUGCAGCUGCUGCGGCGCUGCGUGCGCGACCCCGACACGGGGCUGUACAUGCUGCAGCUGGCCGGCCCGCGCUCGGCCCUGCACCAGCUGAGCGAGGAGCUGCGCGCCGCCCUGCGCCAGGCGCGCGUGGCCGUGGGCGCGGGCUCCCUGCGGGGCCAGAGCCUGUCGGUGUGGGAGCUCCUCUUCUACCGAGAGGUGUCCGAGGACCUGCGGCAGGAACUGCUCCGGGGCUUGGGAGCGGGCAGCCUCAGCGUGCAGGACGUGGGGGCCUCCCUGGUCUCGCAGCUGGCCCGGGCCGAGGAGGGGCGCCCGGCCCCGGCGGACCUCCGCGAGUCGCUUCGCGCCGCCACCAUGGAGGUGAGGGUGGGCCGGCUGCGCGGGCCGGUGGUGCCCGUGUGGGACGUGCUGGCGUCCGGCUACCUGAGCGGGCCCACGCGGGAGCAGCUGCUGGCCCAGUUCGGGGCGGGGAGCCUGGGCCUGUCCGCGCUCACGCGCCGGCUGACCACCAUCAUCGAGGAGGCCGAGGAGGCCGAGGAGCGGGCCCGGGCCCGGUGCGCGGAGGAGGCGGCCGGGGACCACCUCCGGCCCGAAGUGGCCCCCCGCGGUCCCGAGGCACACACCAACGGCGACCCGGACGCCUCCCGGGCCGACAGCGGCGGUGAUGCCGGUGCCGAUGCCAGUGACGCUAAUGCCGCCCGGCGCCAACAGGAGCAGGCCCUGCGUGCCGCCACCAUGCAAGUGAGCGUCGGGCAGUUCCAGGGGCAGGCGGUGGCGCUGUGGGACGUCCUGUGGUCCUCCUAUGUGAGCCAGGCGCGCCGCGAAGAGCUGCUGGCCCAGCACGCGGCCGGAGCCCUGGCCCUGCCCGCCCUGGAAGCCGUCCUCACGCAGCUCAUCGAGGAGGCCGAGGAGAGGCUGAGCCAGGUGCGCUUCCGCGGCCUGCGGCACCAGGUGUCCGCCAGCCAGCUGGGCAAGUCGGGCAUCCUGGACGCGGACACCCUGCGCGGCCUGGCCCAGGGCACCAAGAGCCUGCGGGAGGUGACCGAGAUGGACUCGGUGCGGCGCUACCUGGAGGGCGAGAGCUGCAUCGCGGGCGUGCUGGUGCCCUCCAGGGACCGGCCCGGGCAGCAGGAGAAGAUGAGCAUCUACCAGGCCAUGUGGAAGGGCGUCCUGCGGCCGGGCACGGCCCUGGUGCUGCUGGAGGCCCAGGCCGCCACCGGCUUCAUCAUCGACCCCGUGCACGACCGCCGGCUGUCGGUGGAGGAGGCCGUGGCCGCGGGCGUGGUGGGCGGCGAGAUCCGAGACAAGCUGCUGUCGGCCGAGCGCGCCGUCACCGGCUACACCGACCCCUACACCGGCGAGCAGAUCUCCCUCUUCCAGGCCAUGAAGAAGGAGCUGAUCGUGCACGACCACGGCAUCCGCCUGCUGGAGGCCCAGAUCGCCACGGGCGGCAUCGUGGACCCCGUGCACAGCCACCGCGUGCCCGUGGACGUGGCCUACCAGCGCGGCUACUUCGACGAGGAGAUGAGCCGCGUGCUGGCGGACCCGGGCGACGACACCAAGGGCUUCUUCGACCCCAACACGCACGAGAACCUCACGUACCUGCAGCUGCUGCGGCGCUGCGUGCGCGACCCCGACACGGGGCUGUACAUGCUGCAGCUGGCCGGCCCGCGCUCGGCCCUGCACCAGCUGAGCGAGGAGCUGCGCGCCGCCCUGCGCCAGGCGCGCGUGGCCGUGGGCGCGGGCUCCCUGCGGGGCCAGAGCCUGUCGGUGUGGGAGCUCCUCUUCUACCGAGAGGUGUCCGAGGACCUGCGGCAGGAACUGCUCCGGGGCUUGGGAGCGGGCAGCCUCAGCGUGCAGGACGUGGGGGCCUCCCUGGUCUCGCAGCUGGCCCGGGCCGAGGAGGGGCGCCCGGCCCCGGCGGACCUCCGCGAGUCGCUUCGCGCCGCCACCAUGGAGGUGAGGGUGGGCCGGCUGCGCGGGCCGGUGGUGCCCGUGUGGGACGUGCUGGCGUCCGGCUACCUGAGCGGGCCCACGCGGGAGCAGCUGCUGGCCCAGUUCGGGGCGGGGAGCCUGGGCCUGUCCGCGCUCACGCGCCGGCUGACCACCAUCAUCGAGGAGGCCGAGGAGGCCGAGGAGCGGGCCCGGGCCCGGUGCGCGGAGGAGGCGGCCGGGGACCACCUCCGGCCCGAAGUGGCCCCCCGCGGUCCCGAGGCACACACCAACGGCGACCCGGACGCCUCCCGGGCCGACAGCGGCGGUGAUGCCGGUGCCGAUGCCAGUGACGCUAAUGCCGCCCGGCGCCAACAGGAGCAGGCCCUGCGUGCCGCCACCAUGCAAGUGAGCGUCGGGCAGUUCCAGGGGCAGGCGGUGGCGCUGUGGGACGUCCUGUGGUCCUCCUAUGUGAGCCCGGCGCGCCGCGAAGAGCUGCUGGCCCAGCACGCGGCCGGAGCCCUGGCCCUGCCCGCCCUGGAAGCCGUCCUCACGCAGCUCAUCGAGGAGGCCGAGGAGAGGCUGAGCCAGGUGCGCUUCCGCGGCCUGCGGCACCAGGUGUCCGCCAGCCAGCUGGGCAAGUCGGGCAUCCUGGACGCGGACACCCUGCGCGGCCUGGCCCAGGGCACCAAGAGCCUGCGGGAGGUGACCGAGAUGGACUCGGUGCGGCGCUACCUGGAGGGCGAGAGCUGCAUCGCGGGCGUGCUGGUGCCCUCCAGGGACCGGCCCGGGCAGCAGGAGAAGAUGAGCAUCUACCAGGCCAUGUGGAAGGGCGUCCUGCGGCCGGGCACGGCCCUGGUGCUGCUGGAGGCCCAGGCCGCCACCGGCUUCAUCAUCGACCCCGUGCACGACCGCCGGCUGUCGGUGGAGGAGGCCGUGGCCGCGGGCGUGGUGGGCGGCGAGAUCCGAGACAAGCUGCUGUCGGCCGAGCGCGCCGUCACCGGCUACACCGACCCCUACACCGGCGAGCAGAUCUCCCUCUUCCAGGCCAUGAAGAAGGAGCUGAUCGUGCACGACCACGGCAUCCGCCUGCUGGAGGCCCAGAUCGCCACGGGCGGCAUCGUGGACCCCGUGCACAGCCACCGCGUGCCCGUGGACGUGGCCUACCAGCGCGGCUACUUCGACGAGGAGAUGAGCCGCGUGCUGGCGGACCCGGGCGACGACACCAAGGGCUUCUUCGACCCCAACACGCACGAGAACCUCACGUACCUGCAGCUGCUGCGGCGCUGCGUGCGCGACCCCGACACGGGGCUGUACAUGCUGCAGCUGGCCGGCCCGCGCUCGGCCCUGCACCAGCUGAGCGAGGAGCUGCGCGCCGCCCUGCGCCAGGCGCGCGUGGCCGUGGGCGCGGGCUCCCUGCGGGGCCAGAGCCUGUCGGUGUGGGAGCUCCUCUUCUACCGAGAGGUGUCCGAGGACCUGCGGCAGGAACUGCUCCGGGGCUUGGGAGCGGGCAGCCUCAGCGUGCAGGACGUGGGGGCCUCCCUGGUCUCGCAGCUGGCCCGGGCCGAGGAGGGGCGCCCGGCCCCGGCGGACCUCCGCGAGUCGCUUCGCGCCGCCACCAUGGAGGUGAGGGUGGGCCGGCUGCGCGGGCCGGUGGUGCCCGUGUGGGACGUGCUGGCGUCCGGCUACCUGAGCGGGCCCACGCGGGAGCAGCUGCUGGCCCAGUUCGGGGCGGGGAGCCUGGGCCUGUCCGCGCUCACGCGCCGGCUGACCACCAUCAUCGAGGAGGCCGAGGAGGCCGAGGAGCGGGCCCGGUCCCGGUGCGCGGAGGAGGCGGCCGGGGACCACCUCCGGCCCGAAGUGGCCCCCCGCGGUCCCGAGGCACACACCAACGGCGACCCGGACGCCUCCCGGGCCGACAGCGGCGGUGAUGCCGGUGCCGAUGCCAGUGACGCUAAUGCCGCCCGGCGCCAACAGGAGCAGGCCCUGCGUGCCGCCACCAUGCAAGUGAGCGUCGGGCAGUUCCAGGGGCAGGCGGUGGCGCUGUGGGACGUCCUGUGGUCCUCCUAUGUGAGCCCGGCGCGCCGCGAAGAGCUGCUGGCCCAGCACGCGGCCGGAGCCCUGGCCCUGCCCGCCCUGGAAGCCGUCCUCACGCAGCUCAUCGAGGAGGCCGAGGAGAGGCUGAGCCAGGUGCGCUUCCGCGGCCUGCGGCACCAGGUGUCCGCCAGCCAGCUGGGCAAGUCGGGCAUCCUGGACGCGGACACCCUGCGCGGCCUGGCCCAGGGCACCAAGAGCCUGCGGGAGGUGACCGAGAUGGACUCGGUGCGGCGCUACCUGGAGGGCGAGAGCUGCAUCGCGGGCGUGCUGGUGCCCUCCAGGGACCGGCCCGGGCAGCAGGAGAAGAUGAGCAUCUACCAGGCCAUGUGGAAGGGCGUCCUGCGGCCGGGCACGGCCCUGGUGCUGCUGGAGGCCCAGGCCGCCACCGGCUUCAUCAUCGACCCCGUGCACGACCGCCGGCUGUCGGUGGAGGAGGCCGUGGCCGCGGGCGUGGUGGGCGGCGAGAUCCGAGACAAGCUGCUGUCGGCCGAGCGCGCCGUCACCGGCUACACCGACCCCUACACCGGCGAGCAGAUCUCCCUCUUCCAGGCCAUGAAGAAGGAGCUGAUCGUGCACGACCACGGCAUCCGCCUGCUGGAGGCCCAGAUCGCCACGGGCGGCAUCGUGGACCCCGUGCACAGCCACCGCGUGCCCGUGGACGUGGCCUACCAGCGCGGCUACUUCGACGAGGAGAUGAGCCGCGUGCUGGCGGACCCGGGCGACGACACCAAGGGCUUCUUCGACCCCAACACGCACGAGAACCUCACGUACCUGCAGCUGCUGCGGCGCUGCGUGCGCGACCCCGACACGGGGCUGUACAUGCUGCAGCUGGCCGGCCCGCGCUCGGCCCUGCACCAGCUGAGCGAGGAGCUGCGCGCCGCCCUGCGCCAGGCGCGCGUGGCCGUGGGCGCGGGCUCCCUGCGGGGCCAGAGCCUGUCGGUGUGGGAGCUCCUCUUCUACCGAGAGGUGUCCGAGGAUCUGCGGCAGGAACUGCUCCGGGGCUUGGGAGCGGGCAGCCUCAGCGUGCAGGACGUGGGGGCCUCCCUGGUCUCGCAGCUGGCCCGGGCCGAGGAGGGGCGCCCGGCCCCGGCGGACCUCCGCGAGUCGCUUCGCGCCGCCACCAUGGAGGUGAGGGUGGGCCGGCUGCGCGGGCCGGUGGUGCCCGUGUGGGACGUGCUGGCGUCCGGCUACCUGAGCGGGCCCACGCGGGAGCAGCUGCUGGCCCAGUUCGGGGCGGGGAGCCUGGGCCUGUCCGCGCUCACGCGCCGGCUGACCACCAUCAUCGAGGAGGCCGAGGAGGCCGAGGAGCGGGCCCGGGCCCGGUGCGCGGAGGAGGCGGCCGGGGACCACCUCCGGCCCGAAGUGGCCCCCCGCGGUCCCGAGGCACACACCAACGGCGACCCGGACGCCUCCCGGGCCGACAGCGGCGGUGAUGCCGGUGCCGAUGCCAGUGACGCUAAUGCCGCCCGGCGCCAACAGGAGCAGGCCCUGCGUGCCGCCACCAUGCAAGUGAGCGUCGGGCAGUUCCAGGGGCAGGCGGUGGCGCUGUGGGACGUCCUGUGGUCCUCCUAUGUGAGCCCGGCGCGCCGCGAAGAGCUGCUGGCCCAGCACGCGGCCGGAGCCCUGGCCCUGCCCGCCCUGGAAGCCGUCCUCACGCAGCUCAUCGAGGAGGCCGAGGAGAGGCUGAGCCAGGUGCGCUUCCGCGGCCUGCGGCACCAGGUGUCCGCCAGCCAGCUGGGCAAGUCGGGCAUCCUGGACGCGGACACCCUGCGCGGCCUGGCCCAGGGCACCAAGAGCCUGCGGGAGGUGACCGAGAUGGACUCGGUGCGGCGCUACCUGGAGGGCGAGAGCUGCAUCGCGGGCGUGCUGGUGCCCUCCAGGGACCGGCCCGGGCAGCAGGAGAAGAUGAGCAUCUACCAGGCCAUGUGGAAGGGCGUCCUGCGGCCGGGCACGGCCCUGGUGCUGCUGGAGGCCCAGGCCGCCACCGGCUUCAUCAUCGACCCCGUGCACGACCGCCGGCUGUCGGUGGAGGAGGCCGUGGCCGCGGGCGUGGUGGGCGGCGAGAUCCGAGACAAGCUGCUGUCGGCCGAGCGCGCCGUCACCGGCUACACCGACCCCUACACCGGCGAGCAGAUCUCCCUCUUCCAGGCCAUGAAGAAGGAGCUGAUCGUGCACGACCACGGCAUCCGCCUGCUGGAGGCCCAGAUCGCCACGGGCGGCAUCGUGGACCCCGUGCACAGCCACCGCGUGCCCGUGGACGUGGCCUACCAGCGCGGCUACUUCGACGAGGAGAUGAGCCGCGUGCUGGCGGACCCGGGCGACGACACCAAGGGCUUCUUCGACCCCAACACGCACGAGAACCUCACGUACCUGCAGCUGCUGCGGCGCUGCGUGCGCGACCCCGACACGGGGCUGUACAUGCUGCAGCUGGCCGGCCCGCGCUCGGCCCUGCACCAGCUGAGCGAGGAGCUGCGCGCCGCCCUGCGCCAGGCGCGCGUGGCCGUGGGCGCGGGCUCCCUGCGGGGCCAGAGCCUGUCGGUGUGGGAGCUCCUCUUCUACCGAGAGGUGUCCGAGGAUCUGCGGCAGGAACUGCUCCGGGGCUUGGGAGCGGGCAGCCUCAGCGUGCAGGACGUGGGGGCCUCCCUGGUCUCGCAGCUGGCCCGGGCCGAGGAGGGGCGCCCGGCCCCGGCGGACCUCCGCGAGUCGCUUCGCGCCGCCACCAUGGAGGUGAGGGUGGGCCGGCUGCGCGGGCCGGUGGUGCCCGUGUGGGACGUGCUGGCGUCCGGCUACCUGAGCGGGCCCACGCGGGAGCAGCUGCUGGCCCAGUUCGGGGCGGGGAGCCUGGGCCUGUCCGCGCUCACGCGCCGGCUGACCACCAUCAUCGAGGAGGCCGAGGAGGCCGAGGAGCGGGCCCGGGCCCGGUGCGCGGAGGAGGCGGCCGGGGACCACCUCCGGCCCGAAGUGGCCCCCCGCGGUCCCGAGGCACACACCAACGGCGACCCGGACGCCUCCCGGGCCGACAGCGGCGGUGAUGCCGGUGCCGAUGCCAGUGACGCUAAUGCCGCCCGGCGCCAACAGGAGCAGGCCCUGCGUGCCGCCACCAUGCAAGUGAGCGUCGGGCAGUUCCAGGGGCAGGCGGUGGCGCUGUGGGACGUCCUGUGGUCCUCCUAUGUGAGCCCGGCGCGCCGCGAAGAGCUGCUGGCCCAGCACGCGGCCGGAGCCCUGGCCCUGCCCGCCCUGGAAGCCGUCCUCACGCAGCUCAUCGAGGAGGCCGAGGAGAGGCUGAGCCAGGUGCGCUUCCGCGGCCUGCGGCACCAGGUGUCCGCCAGCCAGCUGGGCAAGUCGGGCAUCCUGGACGCGGACACCCUGCGCGGCCUGGCCCAGGGCACCAAGAGCCUGCGGGAGGUGACCGAGAUGGACUCGGUGCGGCGCUACCUGGAGGGCGAGAGCUGCAUCGCGGGCGUGCUGGUGCCCUCCAGGGACCGGCCCGGGCAGCAGGAGAAGAUGAGCAUCUACCAGGCCAUGUGGAAGGGCGUCCUGCGGCCGGGCACGGCCCUGGUGCUGCUGGAGGCCCAGGCCGCCACCGGCUUCAUCAUCGACCCCGUGCACGACCGCCGGCUGUCGGUGGAGGAGGCCGUGGCCGCGGGCGUGGUGGGCGGCGAGAUCCGAGACAAGCUGCUGUCGGCCGAGCGCGCCGUCACCGGCUACACCGACCCCUACACCGGCGAGCAGAUCUCCCUCUUCCAGGCCAUGAAGAAGGAGCUGAUCGUGCACGACCACGGCAUCCGCCUGCUGGAGGCCCAGAUCGCCACGGGCGGCAUCGUGGACCCCGUGCACAGCCACCGCGUGCCCGUGGACGUGGCCUACCAGCGCGGCUACUUCGACGAGGAGAUGAGCCGCGUGCUGGCGGACCCGGGCGACGACACCAAGGGCUUCUUCGACCCCAACACGCACGAGAACCUCACGUACCUGCAGCUGCUGCGGCGCUGCGUGCGCGACCCCGACACGGGGCUGUACAUGCUGCAGCUGGCCGGCCCGCGCUCGGCCCUGCACCAGCUGAGCGAGGAGCUGCGCGCCGCCCUGCGCCAGGCGCGCGUGGCCGUGGGCGCGGGCUCCCUGCGGGGCCAGAGCCUGUCGGUGUGGGAGCUCCUCUUCUACCGAGAGGUGUCCGAGGACCUGCGGCAGGAACUGCUCCGGGGCUUGGGAGCGGGCAGCCUCAGCGUGCAGGACGUGGGGGCCUCCCUGGUCUCGCAGCUGGCCCGGGCCGAGGAGGGGCGCCCGGCCCCGGCGGACCUCCGCGAGUCGCUUCGCGCCGCCACCAUGGAGGUGAGGGUGGGCCGGCUGCGCGGGCCGGUGGUGCCCGUGUGGGACGUGCUGGCGUCCGGCUACCUGAGCGGGCCCACGCGGGAGCAGCUGCUGGCCCAGUUCGGGGCGGGGAGCCUGGGCCUGUCCGCGCUCACGCGCCGGCUGACCACCAUCAUCGAGGAGGCCGAGGAGGCCGAGGAGCGGGCCCGGGCCCGGUGCGCGGAGGAGGCGGCCGGGGACCACCUCCGGCCCGAAGUGGCCCCCCGCGGUCCCGAGGCACACACCAACGGCGACCCGGACGCCUCCCGGGCCGACAGCGGCGGUGAUGCCGGUGCCGAUGCCAGUGACGCUAAUGCCGCCCGGCGCCAACAGGAGCAGGCCCUGCGUGCCGCCACCAUGCAAGUGAGCGUCGGGCAGUUCCAGGGGCAGGCGGUGGCGCUGUGGGACGUCCUGUGGUCCUCCUAUGUGAGCCCGGCGCGCCGCGAAGAGCUGCUGGCCCAGCACGCGGCCGGAGCCCUGGCCCUGCCCGCCCUGGAAGCCGUCCUCACGCAGCUCAUCGAGGAGGCCGAGGAGAGGCUGAGCCAGGUGCGCUUCCGCGGCCUGCGGCACCAGGUGUCCGCCAGCCAGCUGGGCAAGUCGGGCAUCCUGGACGCGGACACCCUGCGCGGCCUGGCCCAGGGCACCAAGAGCCUGCGGGAGGUGACCGAGAUGGACUCGGUGCGGCGCUACCUGGAGGGCGAGAGCUGCAUCGCGGGCGUGCUGGUGCCCUCCAGGGACCGGCCCGGGCAGCAGGAGAAGAUGAGCAUCUACCAGGCCAUGUGGAAGGGCGUCCUGCGGCCGGGCACGGCCCUGGUGCUGCUGGAGGCCCAGGCCGCCACCGGCUUCAUCAUCGACCCCGUGCACGACCGCCGGCUGUCGGUGGAGGAGGCCGUGGCCGCGGGCGUGGUGGGCGGCGAGAUCCGAGACAAGCUGCUGUCGGCCGAGCGCGCCGUCACCGGCUACACCGACCCCUACACCGGCGAGCAGAUCUCCCUCUUCCAGGCCAUGAAGAAGGAGCUGAUCGUGCACGACCACGGCAUCCGCCUGCUGGAGGCCCAGAUCGCCACGGGCGGCAUCGUGGACCCCGUGCACAGCCACCGCGUGCCCGUGGACGUGGCCUACCAGCGCGGCUACUUCGACGAGGAGAUGAGCCGCGUGCUGGCGGACCCGGGCGACGACACCAAGGGCUUCUUCGACCCCAACACGCACGAGAACCUCACGUACCUGCAGCUGCUGCGGCGCUGCGUGCGCGACCCCGACACGGGGCUGUACAUGCUGCAGCUGGCCGGCCCGCGCUCGGCCCUGCACCAGCUGAGCGAGGAGCUGCGCGCCGCCCUGCGCCAGGCGCGCGUGGCCGUGGGCGCGGGCUCCCUGCGGGGCCAGAGCCUGUCGGUGUGGGAGCUCCUCUUCUACCGAGAGGUGUCCGAGGACCUGCGGCAGGAACUGCUCCGGGGCUUGGGAGCGGGCAGCCUCAGCGUGCAGGACGUGGGGGCCUCCCUGGUCUCGCAGCUGGCCCGGGCCGAGGAGGGGCGCCCGGCCCCGGCGGACCUCCGCGAGUCGCUUCGCGCCGCCACCAUGGAGGUGAGGGUGGGCCGGCUGCGCGGGCCGGUGGUGCCCGUGUGGGACGUGCUGGCGUCCGGCUACCUGAGCGGGCCCACGCGGGAGCAGCUGCUGGCCCAGUUCGGGGCGGGGAGCCUGGGCCUGUCCGCGCUCACGCGCCGGCUGACCACCAUCAUCGAGGAGGCCGAGGAGGCCGAGGAGCGGGCCCGGGCCCGGUGCGCGGAGGAGGCGGCCGGGGACCACCUCCGGCCCGAAGUGGCCCCCCGCGGUCCCGAGGCACACACCAACGGCGACCCGGACGCCUCCCGGGCCGACAGCGGCGGUGAUGCCGGUGCCGAUGCCAGUGACGCUAAUGCCGCCCGGCGCCAACAGGAGCAGGCCCUGCGUGCCGCCACCAUGCAAGUGAGCGUCGGGCAGUUCCAGGGGCAGGCGGUGGCGCUGUGGGACGUCCUGUGGUCCUCCUAUGUGAGCCCGGCGCGCCGCGAAGAGCUGCUGGCCCAGCACGCGGCCGGAGCCCUGGCCCUGCCCGCCCUGGAAGCCGUCCUCACGCAGCUCAUCGAGGAGGCCGAGGAGAGGCUGAGCCAGGUGCGCUUCCGCGGCCUGCGGCACCAGGUGUCCGCCAGCCAGCUGGGCAAGUCGGGCAUCCUGGACGCGGACACCCUGCGCGGCCUGGCCCAGGGCACCAAGAGCCUGCGGGAGGUGACCGAGAUGGACUCGGUGCGGCGCUACCUGGAGGGCGAGAGCUGCAUCGCGGGCGUGCUGGUGCCCUCCAGGGACCGGCCCGGGCAGCAGGAGAAGAUGAGCAUCUACCAGGCCAUGUGGAAGGGCGUCCUGCGGCCGGGCACGGCCCUGGUGCUGCUGGAGGCCCAGGCCGCCACCGGCUUCAUCAUCGACCCCGUGCACGACCGCCGGCUGUCGGUGGAGGAGGCCGUGGCCGCGGGCGUGGUGGGCGGCGAGAUCCGAGACAAGCUGCUGUCGGCCGAGCGCGCCGUCACCGGCUACACCGACCCCUACACCGGCGAGCAGAUCUCCCUCUUCCAGGCCAUGAAGAAGGAGCUGAUCGUGCACGACCACGGCAUCCGCCUGCUGGAGGCCCAGAUCGCCACGGGCGGCAUCGUGGACCCCGUGCACAGCCACCGCGUGCCCGUGGACGUGGCCUACCAGCGCGGCUACUUCGACGAGGAGAUGAGCCGCGUGCUGGCGGACCCGGGCGACGACACCAAGGGCUUCUUCGACCCCAACACGCACGAGAACCUCACGUACCUGCAGCUGCUGCGGCGCUGCGUGCGCGACCCCGACACGGGGCUGUACAUGCUGCAGCUGGCCGGCCCGCGCUCGGCCCUGCACCAGCUGAGCGAGGAGCUGCGCGCCGCCCUGCGCCAGGCGCGCGUGGCCGUGGGCGCGGGCUCCCUGCGGGGCCAGAGCCUGUCGGUGUGGGAGCUCCUCUUCUACCGAGAGGUGUCCGAGGACCUGCGGCAGGAACUGCUCCGGGGCUUGGGAGCGGGCAGCCUCAGCGUGCAGGACGUGGGGGCCUCCCUGGUCUCGCAGCUGGCCCGGGCCGAGGAGGGGCGCCCGGCCCCGGCGGACCUCCGCGAGUCGCUUCGCGCCGCCACCAUGGAGGUGAGGGUGGGCCGGCUGCGCGGGCCGGUGGUGCCCGUGUGGGAUGUGCUGGCGUCCGGCUACCUGAGCGGGCCCACGCGGGAGCAGCUGCUGGCCCAGUUCGGGGCGGGGAGCCUGGGCCUGUCCGCGCUCACGCGCCGGCUGACCACCAUCAUCGAGGAGGCCGAGGAGGCCGAGGAGCGGGCCCGGGCCCGGUGCGCGGAGGAGGCGGCCGGGGACCACCUCCGGCCCGAAGUGGCCCCCCGCGGUCCCGAGGCACACACCAACGGCGACCCGGACGCCUCCCGGGCCGACAGCGGCGGUGAUGCCGGUGCCGAUGCCAGUGACGCUAAUGCCGCCCGGCGCCAACAGGAGCAGGCCCUGCGUGCCGCCACCAUGCAAGUGAGCGUCGGGCAGUUCCAGGGGCAGGCGGUGGCGCUGUGGGACGUCCUGUGGUCCUCCUAUGUGAGCCAGGCGCGCCGCGAAGAGCUGCUGGCCCAGCACGCGGCCGGAGCCCUGGCCCUGCCCGCCCUGGAAGCCGUCCUCACGCAGCUCAUCGAGGAGGCCGAGGAGAGGCUGAGCCAGGUGCGCUUCCGCGGCCUGCGGCACCAGGUGUCCGCCAGCCAGCUGGGCAAGUCGGGCAUCCUGGACGCGGACACCCUGCGCGGCCUGGCCCAGGGCACCAAGAGCCUGCGGGAGGUGACCGAGAUGGACUCGGUGCGGCGCUACCUGGAGGGCGAGAGCUGCAUCGCGGGCGUGCUGGUGCCCUCCAGGGACCGGCCCGGGCAGCAGGAGAAGAUGAGCAUCUACCAGGCCAUGUGGAAGGGCGUCCUGCGGCCGGGCACGGCCCUGGUGCUGCUGGAGGCCCAGGCCGCCACCGGCUUCAUCAUCGACCCCGUGCACGACCGCCGGCUGUCGGUGGAGGAGGCCGUGGCCGCGGGCGUGGUGGGCGGCGAGAUCCGAGACAAGCUGCUGUCGGCCGAGCGCGCCGUCACCGGCUACACCGACCCCUACACCGGCGAGCAGAUCUCCCUCUUCCAGGCCAUGAAGAAGGAGCUGAUCGUGCACGACCACGGCAUCCGCCUGCUGGAGGCCCAGAUCGCCACGGGCGGCAUCGUGGACCCCGUGCACAGCCACCGCGUGCCCGUGGACGUGGCCUACCAACGCGGCUACUUCGACGAGGAGAUGAGCCGCGUGCUGGCGGACCCGGGCGACGACACCAAGGGCUUCUUCGACCCCAACACGCACGAGAACCUCACGUACCUGCAACUGAUGGAGCGCUGCGUGCGCGACCCCGACUCGGGGCUUCUCUUUUUGUCUCUGUCCUAACUUACAUAAAUCCACUUUUAG
Molecule: messenger RNA, 20076 nt
Organism: Sorex fumeus (smoky shrew)
Lineage: Eukaryota; Metazoa; Chordata; Mammalia; Eulipotyphla; Soricidae
Gene: EPPK1
Product: epiplakin 1
Exons: 1
Coding region: 1-20055 (6684 amino acids)
Biological process (GO): wound healing; intermediate filament bundle assembly
Cellular component (GO): cytoskeleton; cytoplasm; keratin filament
Molecular function (GO): structural molecule activity; keratin filament binding
Source: RefSeq, a predicted model, not a curated record